Colletotrichum destructivum is the source of this 1106-nucleotide messenger RNA. RefSeq names its product Putative FAD/NAD(P)-binding domain superfamily. The transcript is spliced from 2 exons. NCBI's taxonomy places the organism in Eukaryota, Fungi, Ascomycota, Sordariomycetes, Glomerellales, Glomerellaceae. The record is from RefSeq and is a predicted model, not a curated record. Bases 335 to 1003 code for a protein of 222 amino acids.
GUCUUCGAUCGUUUGAGGGGAAAAGGUGUUGAGGGAGCGAAGUCGAAAAGUCGAUCGGUGGUGUUCAAUUUGGGCCCGGAAGUGCCGCUUGCGCCGGGAAUGAAGUUCGCCCGGCUCCUUCGGGAGGCUAGAUGGAACCUCUGCUUCCUGCCCUACCAGGAAGACUUCAUCUAGCCUGCGGAAGGCGAUGUCAAGUCGGCGGCGGCUCGUUAGGUUGAAUAAUCGUCGGCUCGAAUCGAGGGGAAAAUGUGCGUUGUUAAGGGUUUGAUUAGCGUAUAGCUAAUCUGCCCCAGCGCGCGGCGGCAAACCGCGGGAACUGGGGCCCCUCCUUAGCAUGACACUAACAGCCCGUGCCAAGCCGGAGAGAUGUUUCGUGGAGGUUGAGCAGUUCAACAAGUCCAACGUGGAUGUGAUCGACAUCAGCAAGAACGGCAUCGCCAGCUUUACCGAGACCGGCAUCAAGCUGGAGGAUGGAACCCACUACGAGUUUGAUGUGGUUGCGAUUGCCACUGGAUUUGACAUCACCACCGGCGGCAUGACGAACAUGGGCCUGAAGAGCAUCCACAACACCAACCUCCAGGACGAGUGGAAGGCCGCGGCCAACACGUACCUCGGCACGACGGUGGGCGGCUACCCCAACAUGUUCCACAUGUACGGGCCCCACGGACCGACGCUGCUCAGCAACGGGCCCUCGACGGUCGAGGUGCAGGGCCGGUGGAUCGCCGACUGCAUCCGCAAGAUGGAGCGGGAGCGCGUGCGGUGGAUCGACCCGACGGCGGAGGCGACGCGGGCGUGGAAGCAGCGGAUCAACGCCCUCAGCGACGCGUCCCUGUUCCCGACGACGCGGUCGACGUACAUGGGCGGGUCGAUGCCGGGCAAGGCGUUCGAGCAGGUCAACUUCGCGGGGGGGAUCCCGCAGUAUGCGACGGAGAUCCGCGAGAAGCUGGACGGCUGGGUCGGGUUCGAUGUCGUGAGGGAUACUCGUGAUGUGAGCAGGCUCUGAGGCGGUGGGUGCAUGCAUGACGGACAGUUUUGGGUAUUGAGUAUCUAUAAGGACCUUUUCUCGGCAGUUAAGCUUCCGCUUCAAAUCACAUCGUUCAUGUUCA